Molecule: messenger RNA, 2735 nt
Organism: Paramisgurnus dabryanus
Lineage: Eukaryota; Metazoa; Chordata; Actinopteri; Cypriniformes; Cobitidae
Gene: fbxo4
Product: F-box protein 4
Biological process (GO): SCF-dependent proteasomal ubiquitin-dependent protein catabolic process; protein polyubiquitination
Cellular component (GO): SCF ubiquitin ligase complex
Molecular function (GO): protein binding
Source: RefSeq, a predicted model, not a curated record
AAACACUUUGCAUUGACACAUCUUAACAUAUGUCAGUGCUGUUGUGUUGUCUCAAGAUGCACGCCUGUAAUGUUUUUUGUACGGUUUCUUUGUUAAAACUACUUAAAUGUCCUAAUAUACCCAAGGCUUAGACCUGGAUUAAUUUAAACCCGGUCCGGGAAACUGCCCCCAUAUCUUAAAACAUGAUUUAUAAUGUUAUUGCCUAGUGAUCCAGGACUGCUUAAUUAGAAAAACUGUCCUGGUUUAAGUGAAAAUGGUCUUUAAAGGAACUAAUUGAAAUCUUGGUGGAGUCUGAUUAAUGGUGGUUUGUGACUGAAAGCAACAUAUCAGCGUCACUAGUGCAAUACAAGCUAAUGCAGGACAAUAUCCAAAUAUUUCAACAUACAAAAUUUACUCCGUUUUGCACAAACUGAGUCAUUAAUAGGUCAGUUUGACUUAAUACGUGUAUGUUAUCAAAGUACCGCGAGAACGGUUUGAAAGCACAGCUGCAGAAUCGCUCUCGCGGUGCUUCAAUGUCAUACGCCGAUCGGUCUGCGCAGCGCCUCAUGACGUCGAACACAUCCACAUCGUUCAAUGUUUUGACAGCGGCUCUAAAGUACUACAAUUCCCACAAUGCAAUACACGCUUGACGUUUCACACACUCCUAUGAAAAUACAAGAAGGGACGUGUAACUUUGACAGUUCCGGGAAAACCCACAGGAAAAUCUAAGAUUGUCCAACUGAAACCGCGAUCUACAAUUGAAAUGUUUUUUAAUGCAAGAAAGCGAACUGUGCUGUUUUAAGUCUGUUAUGCUUUCGCGCAUAACUAUCUACGAAAUCUUUAAAAUAUACUUUCUAGAACAAGUGUCAGCAUGCUGAGUCGAUCCAUAGUCUUACAGAGUCUCAGGAGUAUUAGAGAUAGAUUUUUUGAUACAGGGCCACAAAGAAAUGAACAAAAUGAUGUUGGGGCUGAGACAAGUCAUGACGUCACGGGUCCCUCUCUUGACAAUUUGUCGGUUGACAUGCAGUUUCACAUCAUGACCUUCCUCUCUCCACAAGACCUGUGCAGACUGGGGGGCACUAGUACAUACUGGCGGUCCAUGGUUCGAGACCCUGUGCUUUGGAAGUACUUCCUGCUGCGUGAUAUGCCGCUCUGGAAGUCAGUUGAUAAUGUAUCGAUGCCUGAGAUCAAGCUCAGUGGUACAUCAAUGCUCGGGGAUCCUGAGAUGAACCACUUUGAUUAUAUGGCUGAGUACCUACGGGUCUGCCCAGCCUGUCGAAACCAAUGGCGACAGCAACCCAGGGCAACAUUUGAGUCUGUGACUUCUUUCUUUCACUUCUUAGUACCAGGUACCGCAGAGCCACAGUUUGUCAUGUUUGGCCCAGGCCUUGAACAGUUAGAGGUUUCGCUGAUGACUAGGAUCAUGAACUCCCCUCAUGUACUACCUAUAGCAGGAAUGCCUCAGCAUCAGAUUGAAGGCAUUGGAUCUGGAAUAAGUUUUAAGUUUAAGGAUCAGCACAGCUUCAAUAUUAUUACUGUGUAUUCAACAUACAGGACAGAGAGAGAGAGGGCUCGUCUGGAGCACCUCAAUCUGCGCAGUAAAGUCUUUCUCUAUCAGGAUGAUAGUGACUCCAAUACACCCUUAAGUCUUAACCCUAUGUUUAAUAAAGCUUUUCAGGCUGUAAAUGGAUUCAUCUUUGUGGCAAACGCCGAGAUGGAAAGAGGAUCUGACCAAAGUUGGGAAGAAGAGAGUGCUCAGAUCAGGGUUAUGUUGGACCCUGCGGUAGGUUCUGUCUCACGACCCAUCCUGGUGCUCUCUUGUAUAUCUAGAGAAACAGCAGACACACACAGGAUUCCAUGUGUGACUGUGGCCGAUCAUCUUCAGCUCAGCUCACUCUCCAACCCCUGGAUGGUACAAGACACUGCUGCAGAAUCACUUACUGGACUGCUGGAUGGUAUUGAUUGGCUAAUGAGAAACUCUGGUGUCAGGUUGUAACCAAUAAGACUGUUAAGUACCUGCUAGAUGUACUAUAUAUUAUUAAAAGCAUAUAAUAAUGCUUUUGUAAGCAUCUUAUUAUUUGUUUGAGAUACAGUUUACACUGGCUAUGCGUAUGGUGCAGAGUCAGACCACUUGCUUUUCAUUUGUACAGUACAGUAAACACUCAGAAAUAAAGGUACAAAACUGUACCUUUUCUGUCACUGGGGCUGUAUCCUUUCAAAAAGUAAAGCUUUGCACCUAAGGAUUUCAUUUUAGUACCUCAGAAGUACAUACUGGGCCCAAAGAGAGCUUAUUAGUACCUGAAAAAUACAUAUUAGUAUCUCAAAGGUACAUAUUGGUACUAAAUGUUUACAUAUCUGUACCUAAUUACCUUUUUAAAUUGGGUGCUGCCCCACUGACUGCUAGGGUACAUAUUUUGACUUUUGAGGUACAGUUAUCUACCCAAAAUUGUAUUCUUUUUUGUAGUCCUGUAAAGAUAUCAAACAGAAACUUAGGGUACAGCCCCAGUGACAGAAGAGGUACAGUACCUUUAUUUCUGACAGUGAAUGUUUUGUACCAAUUGUUUGAAUGUAUUCACUUUAUACAAUCCUGUACUUGUUUCUUUGUCUUCCUAUUGUUAUUUAAUUCUGUUUUUUAGGUGUAAACAUUUUUUAAAAUCUUUUUAAAUCAAGUUUAUAAGGAUAUAUUUAUGUAGCUUUGCAACAUGAAUUUUUUUUAUAUGUAAUGGCAUUAAAAAAUGUUUAGGAAAUAAAUUUAA